Molecule: messenger RNA, 4420 nt
Organism: Epinephelus moara (kelp grouper)
Lineage: Eukaryota; Metazoa; Chordata; Actinopteri; Perciformes; Serranidae
Gene: fbln1
Product: fibulin 1
Exons: 15
Coding region: 198-2231 (677 amino acids)
Biological process (GO): extracellular matrix organization
Cellular component (GO): extracellular region
Molecular function (GO): peptidase activator activity; calcium ion binding
Source: RefSeq, a predicted model, not a curated record
UCCUGCAGUCACGCUGCAACUGCGACUCACUCAGCUCCAUCACUUCCACUUCUGUCCCGCGGAGUCAGUCUUUCUGUUUUUACAGGAGCACUAAAACACUCGUUAUUCACACAUCCUGCACAAGAACCAGCAUCGGGACUCUCAAAGCUCUCGGACAUCGUUUUCUCCCCUCCCAAAGUUGAAUCUCUUUUCAUUCAAUGGGUCCGUGUGCAGUGCUGCUCUGCUCUCUGUUCGGAGUUCUGCUUGGACAAGGAGUGGAGCAGAUCUCCAUAGAGGACUGCUGUAAAGAUGGCCAGAAGCGAGCCAGUGAUAAUGAAGACUGCUCGUCCUUGCCUCUCAUCUCUGCGUCAAACACAUGCAGGAUAGUGCAGGAGCAGUGCUGUGUAACAGUGCUCGAGGAUAACAUGUGCACCACUGGUAUCAACGUGGCCAAAGACCAAGGAGCCUGCGAUUCGUUAUUCACCAACACCUGCGAGACCAAGACCACGAAGAUGUGCUGCGACUGCUGUCUUCUGGGGAAGGCGUCCCUGGAGAACGGCCUAACCUGUGACCACAACCUGUCAGUGGGUUACCAGUGUGGCCUGGUGUCCCGAGCCUGCUGCAUGGAUGCAGCCCCAGACAACCAGACCACACCCACGACAACAACUGAAUUACCAAACAAGGAUGGCAUCAGUGACAGUGGAGAUAAUUCAGUAUUAAAUGAUCUGUGCCAAGGGAAAUGUGCUCAUAACUGUGUAGGCAAUGACACUUGCACCUGCCACAAAGGCUUCAAACUCAAGCCAGAUGGAAAGAGCUGUGAGGAUAUCAACGAGUGUUUGCUGGGAGCCAGCAACUGUCGAGCAGGAGAGCGCUGUAUCAACACAGAGGGCUCGUUCCGUUGCCAGAGAGAGGUCAGCUGUGGGACUGGCUAUGAACUCACUGACAACAACAACUGUAAAGAUAUUGAUGAGUGUGAGACUGGUAUCCAUAACUGUGGCCCAGAGUUUGAGUGCCAAAACACCCAGGGGUCGUUCCGUUGUGUCCCUAAGGUCAAGUGUGGUGCUGGAUAUAUCCAGGAUGCCCUUGGCAGCUGCAUUGAUAUCAAUGAGUGUGUUAGCCAGACGGGCCCAUGCCACCGCGGGCAGACCUGUGUCAACACAGUCGGCUCCUACAUGUGCCAGAGGAACUCCGUUAACUGCGGCCGAGGAUACCACCUCAAUGAGGAGGGCAAUCGCUGCGUUGAUAUUGAUGAGUGUAAGGGCCCUGAAAAGGUCUGUGCAGGUCAUGGUUGCAUCAACCUGAUAGGCUCCUACCGCUGCGAGUGUGAGACGGGCUACAUCUUCAACAGCAUCAGUCGGGUCUGUGAGGAUAUUAAUGAAUGCAGGCACUACCCUGGCCGCCUGUGUGCUCAUAAGUGUGAGAACACACUUGGAUCGUACCAGUGUAGCUGCACCACCGGCUUCAAGCUCGCUGGUGAUGGCAGGAAUUGUGACGAUUUGAAUGAGUGUGAGAGCAACCCAUGUAGCCAAGAGUGUGCCAACGUGUACGGCUCCUACCAGUGUUACUGUCGCCGUGGUUACCAGCUCAGUGACAUAGAUGGCAUGACUUGUGAAGAUAUAGAUGAGUGUGCCCUGCCCACUGGAGGUCAUAUUUGCUCCUAUCGCUGUCACAACACCCCAGGCAGCUUCCACUGUUCCUGUCCUGUCAAUGGCUACACCUUGGCACCCAACGGCCGCAGCUGCCAGGAUAUUGAUGAAUGUGUGACGGGAACACACACGUGCGCGGAGAAUCAGAGCUGCUUUAAUGUACAGGGAGGAUUCAGAUGCCUGUCCUUCGACUGUCCAAACAACUACCGGCGCGUUGGAGAGACUCGAUGUGAACGCUUGCUUUGCAAUGAGUCUGUCGAGUGCCUGGCCAUGCCCCUGAGAAUAACCUACUACUACCUCACCUUCCCCACCAACAUCCCCGUCUUCACCAACAUCUUCCGCAUGGGCCCCUCCCACACCGUGGCCGGCGACGACAUCCAGAUCGCUAUCACCUCUGGCAACGAGGGCGGUUUCUUCAAGACGGAGCAGGUGGCCACUGGCGGCGUCAUGUCGGUGGCAAAGCUCAUCAACAAGCCGCAGGACUUCGAUCUAUCUCUGGAGCUAAGGCUGCGUCGCUAUGGCACGCUCAGCACGUACCUGGCUAAAGUGCUGGUGUUUGUUACCCAGGAGGAGCCCAGAGUACCUUACAAUCCCCUAGUAGAAUAAAACACUAAAGUUACACAGGGUCACAAGUUAUUACACUCUUAAAAAGGAUGUGUCUUUUUAAUGCACUGUGUCGUAGAGUUAACAGAAAAAAAUCAUCCGCAACACAAAAUGCCUGCGAGAUAAUGUCACAGUAUGUUCAAAGCGAAGCAUGGUGAUGCAGACUACUGUAUGUUACAUUCUGCGUAGAUAUAAAUAAAAAUUAGGAUUUCCAGUUACUAAAAAUUCAUUGUUAUAAUCAAAUCAUUUUCUUUCAUUCAUAGAUUUGUGUGAUUAGAGUAAGGCAUGCCUAAAAAUGUGCCCAAACUAAUGGCUGAAUUAACUGGCUUGGGGCCCCAGGGCAGAAAUGAGCUGUGGGCCCCUAACAAAUAGUCCCAUCCACAGAACUGGCUUGUCCCCUGAAAAGCUCCAGUUGUGGGCUCUCCCCAAAUCUGCUUCACUCGUAUCAGCGCAUUUGUGUGCUCAUGUGCAGUCCACUUUUUUGCAACAGUUGCAUACAAAAGAAAAAACAAAAAACUGCAUACCAUUUUCAGGAGAGGGGUUUUUAGAAUGAACCAGGCUUCAAAAUAACACAUACUCAGGGCGUCCAGGAGCUCACCUGGUAGAGCAGGUGCCCCACAUAAAAAGGCUUUGUCCUUGCUGUAGCGGACGGGGGCUUGAUUCCAUCCCAUGGCCCCCUGCUGCAUGUCAUCCCCCUUUCACGCUAAUACUGUCCCAAUAAAAAAAGGAAAAAAGCCCUAAAAAUAUCUUUAGUUGGGCCCUAUAAAGUUUUCCCCUUUUUCCCCCCCUUAUGGACGGCCCUGCUAACGGCCCCUGUCGCCCUUUGUACAAUAUCUGUGCAUCAUCCUGUCUUCUAUAAAAACAGUUUCAUUUAACCUCAUUCAACGUCAUUUCAUUUAAUGUUGACUUUGACAGAAAAGUGAGUAGUUUUUUAAUUGCAUUUCCUAAAAUGUCAAACCAUUCCUGUUCACCAUUUUUCAAUGCAUCAAAUUACUACAAACCAACAGGCACAGUUGAUGUGAUUCCACCCACCUGUUUUUAUGUGCAUUUAUAAAUUUGCACAGUUUAAAAAAACAGAGUGGAAACAACAAAAAUUCCCUCCAAAAAAGAUUCAGCAAAUAAAUGAUGACAUGCAGUCAUGGCGUACCGUCAUUGCAUAGGCCACUACAAACUCUCUAAAUCAUCUCUAGAUGGCUUUUAACACACUUAUCCACACAGUGCUGUUGCCAGAACUCUUCUAAGAACACACAGCUGUUUCUAGAAUUCUAUUUCCAUUGUCCAGUGUGCUGCCCAUUAUUAUACAUCCAUUGUUUUCCUUUGUGUGAGGUCUGACUUAAUAAUUCUUUCUUUAAUUCCGUCAUCUCGUUGCACCUUGUUCUGCAUUAGCAUCUGAUUUGAAAAGUAUUAUUAUUAUUGAAUCAUCUCCCAAAAACAGUAGUGGAUGGCAAACCAUAUAAACCUGCAUUUUCCUUUGCAGAUGUUCUCAGUUUUGUUAAAACCUUGUCUAUUUCAUCUUUUAUUUUGCUAUAAAUCACCACAGAUAUGACUCUGUUCGACACAAAACAAGUGUUAAAGAUGACACACCCUUUUUUGAGAGUGGAUAUGAAACAAAACAACACAAAAUCAGGAGAAAGAAGCACAGUUUCUUAGUACUGUAGCAUUUUGCAUAAUCAAUUUUUACUACUAGAAUUAAGAAUAAUGAUUGAGCAGUGCAAACUAGGUCCAACUGAAUGUAUCUUCUUGGAGGUAAGGCACCAUGAUAGCCGCUAGGUGGCGUCCUAGGUCAGGGUAAAUGAUGAAAUGGUAACGACCCAAGUUUGCCUACAACUGAGUGUAAUCUGAUGAUGGUUGCAUGAUAAAGUCUGACGUUUUGCAGUAUUUUAUGGUUUAUGUGUUGGAUGAACAGUUUUCUAUUAAAAUUGAAAUAGAAAUAACACAUGUUCAAGUCAAAUCCAGUUCUUGAUAAUGGUGCAUUGUGGGCUUUAAUCAAAUACAGCGAAGGGAGCAGCUGGAAUGUGAGGCCAAAUCACAGAUGGUGGCAAGAAGACUUCCUCACAUAGUUUCAUGUUACUAUUAUUCCAACAGCUUCAGUGAAGAGGAAGUCCAUUGACACAUGCAAAUCUCUAGUGAUGCAAAUAUUUAAAGUCAAAGUAUGUUUCGUGAUCUGAUUAAAAAAAAGGGUUGAUUUUCUA